AAGGUCAAGUCACGGUGGAAUGGAGGAUUCGGAGUGUGCAAUAGUCGAGCAACGCCGUUUCUACUUGGAAAAUUCCACUUCGCCCUCUCCUCCUGACAAGACGAGACGGCAGCAGGUCAUGAAACACUAGCUGCCAGUAGGCAGUCACCACGCCCACGGAGUUUCAACGGAGUGUCCCAUUGGCCUAGUUUUGGCGGGACUCGAGCCUAUGCUACAUGCACCCAACGCGUGCGCGAACAGAACGACGGCGCUUUGGAAGACAGGAGACGACGCCAGGACCUUGGAAACGGCCCUGCUGCAAGUGAUUAAAAUCCUCUUGGAGGUUAAACAACAGCAGCGUGUCCACCAGAGAAGGGUCAUUAGGCUGCUGGAGCGCCAAUCGGAGAGGUUGGAGCGCCUUGAGGCGCUGACUGGAGCAGCUUUCCCUCCUCCAGCUCCAAAUCUGGUGGCGCCGUCGAAGCUGCCGGCGAAACCAUUGAGGAGUUUGAAGCUGCCGAGGAAGCCCUCAAGGACGAGAGUGUGUCCACUGCCGUGCAUCGCCAGCUGGCCCGCUUGGGGGGUAGCAACUUCAGGGAGCUGGCAACGGGCGUCAUGAAGGCCAUCAUGACACCUACCAUGCAGCGCCUUUACAGCCUGCACGGGAAGAAAGGAAAGAAGGCCUUCUUGACGACGAGGCUGUGCAAGGUGGCCACAGGUGAAUUUUAUUUUGCCAAUGUUCGAUUUGCGUGCCUGCUGCUUGUUGGUGCUCUAUGAUAAAAUUUCUUU
Molecule: messenger RNA, 765 nt
Organism: Rhipicephalus sanguineus (brown dog tick)
Lineage: Eukaryota; Metazoa; Arthropoda; Arachnida; Ixodida; Ixodidae
Exons: 3
Coding region: 209-595 (128 amino acids)
Source: RefSeq, a predicted model, not a curated record